Candida dubliniensis CD36 is the source of this 684-nucleotide messenger RNA. RefSeq lists its product as uncharacterized. The transcript has a single exon. The record is from RefSeq and is a predicted model, not a curated record. Bases 1 to 684 code for a protein of 227 amino acids. Lineage: Eukaryota; Fungi; Ascomycota; Pichiomycetes; Serinales; Debaryomycetaceae.
AUGGAUGUUGUUCUUGAAAUUGACAAAUAUUGUAUUAGGGUGGGGGUGGCAGGAGAGGUUAGUCCAGUAGUUGUGCCUAUCUGCUUUGACUAUAUAGGAGAGUCAUCGUAUUUGGAGGACCAUGCCUUGACCAAAGAACAGGCGCAAUCAAUACUAGUGCAGUUAAAUUCGGAAAGCCAGCAGCUAUUUGAAGAGUAUCGCCAAUCCUUGGGUACAUGGUUGGAUAUAGAGAACGUGUCAUUUAGCUUACUACAGAAACUUAUUUAUGCUGCAUUUAAGGAAUUGCCCGUUAACCCCAAGCGGUGCUUUGUUGUUGAUCACCGGUUCUCAGAAAAACUACAGCGGGCAAUAUGUUCCAUCUUGUUUGAGUAUCGGGCCAAGUCGGUUGUGUUUAUACCGGGAGCAGUGCUAGCGGUAUUGGGAAGCAACAGAAGAGAUGGAUUAUGGGUUGAUGCCGUACGAAAGACAAUACAUAAAGUGAUAGAUUUGAGAGAGAUUGGCGUUUACAGCAUAGAUGUGGAUAUAAAUACAAUUAUACAAAGAAGCGACAUAGAUAUACGCAAAACACUAAGGGAAAAUAUUAUUAGCAACAUGGAUACCGUUGGGAGCUGGACAGCGUGUUCUUUAUAUGUUCGUGAAGUGGCUACUGGUUGGCCCGAGAUUAGGAAAGAUAUAUAUCCCUAA